GCCGCCUUCCACGCCCGUUGGUAGAAGCUGAGGCGCGUACCCGAGCACAAUAACGCUGACUGGCUGGAGCGGAAUGACGCACCCAAUCACCUGGACGCUGAUUGGCUGGAGUGAGCCAGAUGUCGGAGAGCGCCAGAAAACAAGCUUGAGCGGGUGAUGCUGAAGUCUCCCCGGGACAGUGUAGAGUUUCCGCUAAUCGGACAGGGCUCUCAGAGGACUGGAGGUACAGGCUGAGGAGCACUGCCCGCUUAUUUUGAAGAGGGAAAUUAGCUGCUAUGUUAGUCUGAAGAAACUACGCGCUGACAAGUCUGUAAAAGCGGACAUAGAGCCAUAUUGGAAUAUUUCAUUCAUUCAACAGCAGAGCAGAACAAGUUUUCCCAAAUGGAAGUUGAAUGUCUAGCACUGAAAGACCUCACAAGUCCAAGGAAAAGUUUCACGGUGGAGCCGGAGGAGGAUGGGGGCCAAAGUGAACAAAAGGAAAACCUCUGCACAGAGAGGAGAAGAUCUACGCCGCUGAAAUCUGCUGAGUCCACCAUCCCUGCUUUGCUGAUAAACAGAAAAGGUGCCACCGCCGACCUGGCUCACAUCACCCCCAUCAAACACACGGCCCUGGCUGAGCCCUGGACGCCCACAGCCAAUCUGAAGAUGCUGAUCAGCGCGGCGAGCCCAGACAUCCGGGACAGAGAGCUGAAAAAGGUGCUGUUCAGACCCAUAGAGAAUGAGAAGGACAAGCCAGCAAGUCCAGAUGCCGUGGUGGAGGAUACAGAGGUGGAAGACUCUUGUCAGUUUGAAGCCGCGGAGGAGGAGGACGAUGCCGAUAAAAAGCCGAGCAGGAAGCAGAAGAGUCUGGGUCUGCUGUGCCAGAAGUUCCUGGCCCUCUACCCAGAUUACCCACCACCACACAUCCCCAUCUGGAUCUCACUGGAUGAGGUGGCGACCAGUCUUGGAGUGGAGCGACGGCGUAUCUACGACAUCGUCAACGUGCUGGAGUCUCUCAUGAUUGUGGGUCGGAUAGCCAAGAACAGCUACACCUGGUACGGCCGACAGCGGCUGGAGGCCACGCUAGAGGAGCUGCAGCGGAGGGGUCGGCAGCAGGGCUACCACCUCCAGAUGGAGCUGGCCAGAGAGGCCGGACCAGGGCGCGAGGACGAUGGAGCGGAUGGGGACGCUGGCAACGCUGGUGGCAACAGAAAAGAUAAAUCUCUGCGUAUCAUGAGCCAGAAGUUUGUCAUGCUGUUCCUGGUGUCCAAAACUCAGACUGUUACUCUGGACGCAGCAGCAAAGAUUCUCAUCGAGGAGAGCCAGGACUCGUCAAGUCACAGCAAGUACAAAACUAAGGUGCGGCGACUGUACGACAUUGCAAAUGUGCUGACCAGCCUGGGCCUCAUAAAGAAGGUCCAUGUCCGUGAGGAGAGAGGCAGGAAACCAGCCUUCAAGUGGCUUGGCCCUGUUGAAUUCAAACAUUCUGGAAAUGCUGGAAAUACUGUGAACUUGGCGGCUGUCACUCUGCCUGAGGCCACGCAGCCAAUGGCAGGCCAGGACCUCAGAAAAGCCAAGUUGGCACGCCACGCCUCUUUCAACAUCACCCCAACUUCUGUGGCUAUCCAGCGGCAGGUCAGCUCUUCUGCACCCAGCAGCCCACGACAAGAACCUAUUGGUCUGCCAAACCAGCCUGUGGAUUAUUCCAAAAAGACUUCAAACAACAAUGCAGUGUGUCAGCUGCAGUUUGGAAACAGCACUGAUAAGCGUCCAGGCGCCGCACUGCAGGCCCCCACCCGCAGCAGCAGCAGCAGCCCGCUGCCUCUGUCCUCUGCCCAUCCCACCCUGCUGGCACCUUCCCUCCACCCAGAGCAUCUCUUCACAUCUUCCCCCUCUCCCCACUGCUUGGCCUACCUGCCCAGCCUGUCCCAGCCCUCGGUGGUCAUGCUGUACAGGGCGCCAGACAAGCCUAACCAGAUGCCUGAAGGUCAGAGAUCGCCCAGGCUGGAGUCUGAGGAGGGGAGGAAGAGAAGGAGGGAAGAAAGGGAAGAAGAGGGGACGGUGGUGAAAAAGAAGGGAGCGUCUGGGUUAGAGGAAUGUGACAUGAUGAGAGAUGAACCUCACAGGGAAGCAGCAGAGUGUUCACAAAGGGGUAACACCAGGACUUCCCCCAAUCGCCCAGCAGGCCUCUCCAGAGAGCAGGCGUUCCAUGAGAGUGGCAACAGCAGCAGUGAGCCGGCCCAGCCAUCACACUACCUUUAUGUACCCAACAAUGCAGGUCUGAAUGGCCUAAACUUCCUCCUCUCUGCCGGCCAGCCACCAGCCGGUCUAGCACUUCCUCCCAGCAGUGUUCCCACCCUGGCGCUGCCCUAUGUCCUGGUGCCCUCUGCAGCCCUCCCCCACUACCCCCUGGUGGCCAGCAGUCUGCAACAGCAAGGCUCUAAUGCCCACAACAAACUGAGCUUCAGCCUGCCUGCUGUGAUGUCACCUACCCACUUUAUGAUGGGGGCGGCGCCGUAUGGCCUGGCAGCAGCAUCAGAGAUCAGCGGGUCACCGGUUCCAUCGCCGUCCACGCCAGAACAGAGCAGGCUGUCAGCGGAGGGCACUCCGCGUUCUCCCUCAGGACCACGUCAGACUGUCAGCAUCAACACACCAGAACCCCUGACUCCACAUACUCCAAAGGAAACCACAUCGUCUGCUUCUAAGGCUUUCUUCCAGACCCCAGGCACACUGGGAAGUGUAGUCAGUGCUGUGCCAGCUGCCCGAAAAAGAGGCACGGCACAGAGGAGACUGGACGUCGGCCACCCUCCGACCAGUUAGACAUCUGAGGAGAUGGAAUGGGUGGCUAACAUGCUGUUUUAACAUUCAGGUGUUGGUCCUAAAAGUGAAAAAUAUGGUUUCAAACCACUGGUGCUUUGUUAGUGUAUUAAUAAAAAAAUCAAGGGUUUCCUUCCAAAACACAAGAAUAUAAACUUUAGCAAAAGACUGUUUGCUGAGAUGUAAAAUGAACUCUUUCCUAAAAUAUGGGGGUUGGAAAGCAGAGACCUUAAGAUAACUCACAUUUUGCUAAUGAUUGUCAAUUUUUACCAAACGGUGGGAAUCUCAUUUUUAAAUGAAACUCCUCCGUUAUUGGUCGUUCCGUUAAUAGUUCAAAUGUGCCUCAUGGUUCAAUUAUGGGACACUAGAUAGAGUGAAUGAGUGAAGCAGUAUUGCCAAUGUAACAGUGCCCUCCUGUGGUGGGAGUCGGCCACUGCUGUAUUUUGUAUUUCAGCCUUAAUUUUCCCUCCCACACAUGAUCAAGCUACCUAAUUCCCCGUCACUUGUGUAUUAUAGCCCAAUUUCUAUUUAUAUUUUAGCUAAUAUAUGUUGAUUACAGGGACUGUAAUUGAACAUGAACUUUUUUUAGCACUAAGUAUUUGACGAUUGUAUGUAUAUUGAAGUGAUUGUCUUUAGUUGGCCCCUUCAGGUUUUGUUACAUUAUGAAGGUAUAAUAGGAAAUCUAUUAGCUGCUGAUCACCGAUUGACAUCGGCAGUAGCAGACAAUCCUCUCUCUGCUCAUUUCAGAGUUACUGUGAGGAGAAAAUCACUAAAGCCUUAAAUGUUUACAGCCAGCCAGGUAUCUCAAGGAACAGUUCUUAGACUUCAUGUACUCAUCAGGAAGACAAAUGUUACUGGUGCUGUGUAUGUUUUCACUGAGUAUCUGAAACCAUAGUGCUUAAUGGUUAAACACCAAACCCUUGAGCUCUAAACUAAAGAACAAUGUGACGAUGCGCUCAGGUACUUGAAUACUUGUGACUUUACUAAAGGUGGAUUUUGGAGAGAUAUCAGAGUACUGUAAAGAAUUUUUUAUCCUUAAUUUAUCCAGGGAAAGUAGACUGAGUUUAUAUGCUGUCUUUUUUUUUAGCAGCACUGUUCCACAUUCAUACGGUCCGACACAUUUGGGAGACUCCCAGUAAGACCGCACUCUUGUUGGCUGGUGCAGUUGGGGGUUAAGUGCCUUACUUAAAGGCACCUUGCUAAGAAGAGAGUUGUUGCCUCAGUACAGAUUUUCUCAGGUUGCCCAGGAAUUAGUAUCAACAGCCCUCUAGUCACGAGCCCACUAACUUGCCUCCAGACAACUCAGCCAAAAUAUUGGUACUUUGUGGGAAGCAUUCAGGAGAGCUUAGCUAUGUCACACCAAAGGGUGCACAGAUAAUCCACUCUGACCAGUGGAUGUGUAGUCAUCAAUGUGCAGUUUUAUGUCAGCAAUUAUUUUUGUACAUUGUUUUCAUAGUGUCAUUUAUACUUUCACAUGCAGAAUGUUAAAUGCUGAUUUACUGUUUCUAAAAUAAUGAGUAUUGCACUGCUAGUUUUAGUAGUUGUGUCUGCUGAUCUUACUUUUACAAAACUCUGAGCUGUUCCUUCACUGGUGCUCUGCUCUCUGUAGUUACGGGCCAAACUGGUUUUCUUCUGUAUGACUUUCACAAACUUUUAAUUAAAAACAUAUGACGCUGA
Siniperca chuatsi (mandarin fish) is the source of this 4473-nucleotide messenger RNA. It is a transcript of the gene e2f7, whose product is annotated as E2F transcription factor 7. Gene Ontology annotation, cellular component: RNA polymerase II transcription regulator complex. The record is from RefSeq and is a predicted model, not a curated record. Gene Ontology annotation, biological process: regulation of transcription by RNA polymerase II. Gene Ontology annotation, molecular function: DNA-binding transcription factor activity, RNA polymerase II-specific; RNA polymerase II cis-regulatory region sequence-specific DNA binding. The transcript is spliced from 13 exons. NCBI's taxonomy places the organism in Eukaryota, Metazoa, Chordata, Actinopteri, Centrarchiformes, Sinipercidae. Bases 382 to 2799 code for a protein of 805 amino acids.